Echinostoma caproni is the source of this 357-nucleotide messenger RNA. The record is from the annotation of a GenBank genome assembly. Lineage: Eukaryota; Metazoa; Platyhelminthes; Trematoda; Plagiorchiida; Echinostomatidae.
AUGAUCAUAGUCCUGGCUCGCAUAUUCGUGACGCUAGUCGCAGAGUGCGGGAUUCAAGUACGUCUUGUUGUGUUCGAAUAUUUGGCAUUGGACACAACGAUUGACACCGUCCUGUGUGAACUGGUUCCUGAGGUGGCCCGAACCCAGUUGGAACGGGUAAGGCAGAAGGAAGAACAUCGACGAUUGUAUUUUAUUCGUCACACGCUAGAACAGAAGCCGGGAGAACUAAUUGGAAGCUUGGUGUUGGAUAUCCUGUUACCAUUAACUACAAGUCAGUCUGUUGGAACGACCGGUCGUAGUCGCCUGGAGGAGACCGCUCUCGAAGGUGAGUCUCGAUACGGGGUUGAACAAUGGUAA